AUGUACCUAAAGCACUGUAAAAACUACCUAAAAUCUGGGUUAAGCACUGGACAUAGCAAAUCACUACACAGAGACAUACUGCAAUAUGUUUUCCAGACAGUUUAUAAACCAAUCCACAACUACCUCCCUUUCCACCCGUGUGCAGCUCCAGCGGUGCGGUUCAGGCGGUCUCUGCAAGACGUGGAGGUGAGAGAGAGAGGCAUGGCCGUGUUGGAGUGUGAGGUACCUAAUGAGGGCAUCCCCACUGCCUGGUACCUGGAGGACCAGAGGCUGCAGGCAGGGGGUAAAUACGGCAUAGAGCAGAACGGAGCCCGGCGCAGGCUCACUAUCCGAGAUGUAGGAGCGGACGACGAUGGGGUCUAUCUCUGUGAGAUGCCUGAUGGAGGGAAGAGUAUUGCUGAGCUGGCCGUCAAAGGCACAAUUGUUAAAAAACUUCCUCGAAAACUAGACGUGUUAGAGGGGGAGAAUGCUGUGUUCUGUGUGGAGGUAGAGGAGGAGAACAUGGAUGUCCACUGGUUCAAAGAUGGCCUGAAGCUACGCGAGAGCCACCAGACUAUCCUCAAGUCCUUUGGUAAAACCCACAUGCUGGUGUUCGUCAACGUCUGCCGGGACACUGGGGUCGUGACCUUCGUUGUGGGAAGAUCCAAGACCUCGUCCCGGCUCAGAGUCAAAGCUGCCAGACACAGCCCUCCCAUCUGUCCAGUGGGGGUAGAGAUGGAUGUGGACAGGCCCAACAGCGUGCUCCUCUCCUGGGAGCCGGCCCCCACCAGCCAGACCACCACGCGCUCCGUCUAUGUCCUGGAGAGACAGGAAGUGGGAUCACAGGAGUGGCUGAGGUGUGCGACCUCCGACACGGCGACCUCCGCAGAGGUCAUGGGUGACAGCGUGCCGUGCGAGGGCGAUUACCGCUUCCGUGUCUGCUGCAUCAAUAAGUAUGGCCGUAGUGGACACGUGGAGUUCCCUAAAGUAGUCCAUCUUGUGCCAGGUCCCAAGAUCAGGACCCCUCUCCAGGGCUGUGAGGUGACGGAGGGGGAGGACGCUCUGUUCUCCAUUGAUCUGUCAGUGAUGGUGACGGGCACCUGGUUCCUGAACAGCACCCAGCUACAGGAUAGCCAACACUACUCUAUCCAACAGGCCAAGACACAGCACUCCCUGGUAAUCCACAGCACCAAGGUGGAAGACCACGAGGCAGAGGUCACCUUCAUCGCCAACGGAGUCAGAGACUCAGCGGUUCUCAAGGUUCAAGCUGCGGUGGUGAAGUUCAGCCCAAUGUCAGAGUCAGACAGUAACAAGAGGGUGGAGACUGGUGACUAUGUGGUCCUGUACUGUGAGGUGUCCCACCCCUCAGCCAGCGUGGGCUGGUUCAAGGAUGGGGUGGAGCUACAGGUGACAGAUGGCCUCAACAUCCAAUCAGAAGGCAACAUGAGGAGGAUCGUUAUCCGAUCGGCUGAGUUCACCGACUCUGGCGUGUACACAUGCGAGAUGAUGGGUGAUGUCAUCAAUUUCAACGUGGAGGUUGAAGGUCCCCCUGUGCAGUUCAGUGAGGUCCCUGAGGAGGAGCUCCAGAAGUCUGCCAUGGAGCUGGAUCCUGUGGUGCUCACCUGUGAGGUUUCCAGAGAGGACGCCAACGCUACCUGGUAUAAGGAUGGGGUUGAGGUCCAGGCCAGUGAUAACAUGACCAUACAAACAGAGGGCACCAUGAGGAGACUGAUCAUCCGUUGUGCUGAGACCUCAGACGCAGGAACCUACAGCUGUCAGUCAGGAGACAACAGCCUCUCAUUCACUGUCAACAUCAAAGAGCCUCCAGUGAUGAUCGUGGAGCCCAAAGAGGACGUGGUUAUGGAGGGUCAUAUCUCUGAGCAGGUGGUCCUGCAGUGUGAGCUGUCCCGCUCCAGCGGUGAGGUCCACUGGUUUAAGGACGGCCUUCAGGUCCUGGAGACGGAGAAGGUCCAGCUGACGUCCGAGGGACCGUACAGGAGGCUGACCGUCCUCUGCGGCUCAGCAGAAGAUUCCGGAGAGUACGUCUGCGACACGGAUGGAGACUCUGUGUUCUUCCAGGUCACCAUCACAGAGCUUCCGGUGCGAAUCGUCUCCCCCACUGAGUCUGAGCUGGAGCUGACCAGCCUGACCUCUGAGAGGCUGGAGCUCAGCUGCGAGAUCUCCCAGCCUGAUGCCCAGGUACGCUGGUACCGAGAUGGGCUGGAGGUGGAGGAGAGUGCCUCUCUCAUCCUGGAGGUCCAGGGAGCCCACAGGACACUGGUCAUCCCCACGACCACUGUGGAGGACACAGGAGAGUAUGUGUGUGACACAGAGGAUGACUCGGUCACAUGGCUGGUCACUAUUUCAGAGCCUCCUGUGAAGCUGGCCCGCUCUGAAACAAUGUCUGAUGUAAUGGACUGUUUCUCUGGAGAACCCAUCGUCCUGGAGAUCGAGGUGUCACGGUUCAACGCUGAGGUGAUCUGGAUGAAGGAUGGAGGAGAGGUGGAGGAGAGCAGUGAUGUCACCAUCACUGAGGAUGGACUCAUCCGCCGCCUCACCAUCCGCACGCCCGCCCCGGGCGACUCUGGGAAAUACACCUGUCUUGCCUCAGAUGACGUCAUCGACUUCCAGGUCAAGGUGUCAGAGCCUCCCGUGAAGAUUGUGAAUAGGUCAGAAGUCAAGACAGAGGUCAAGUCCCUGCCCUCUGAUGACAUCGAGUUGGAGUGUGAACUCUCCAGGGCCAAUGCCGUCGCUAAGUGGUACAAAGAUGGCCGCCGGUUAAACGAGGACGAGAGGUUCUAUGAGGAGGAAGAAGGGGCGUUCCGCUCCCUGGUGAUCCUUAACGCUGAGCUGGAAGAUUGCGGAGACUACUUCCUUGAUGCCGGAGAUGACAACAUCACCUUCCAUGUCACUGUGCAAGAGCCUCCAGUGACCAUCCUGGGGAACUCUGAGGACACAGACUACCAGGAGAUGGUUGCCGGGGACGACCUGAUCCUGGCCUGUGAGGUGUCCCGGGCCAAUGCCCCUGUCCAGUGGUACUGUAACGACAGACAGCUGAAUAGCGAUGACCGGACCUACAUCGAGAGCUACGGCACGCUGAGGAAACUCAUCGUCUCUGACAUCCUGCCAUCCGACUCUGGGAAGUACAUGUGUGAUGCUAUCGAUGACAAGAUGGUCACCAUGGUGAAGAUCCAAGACUCCCCCGUCACCUUCGUAGACAAACAGGCAGUGAACAUCAUCACGGGUUACGAGGCAGAGAGCGUGACGCUGAUGGGGGUCGUGUCUAAGGAGAACGCUCCCGUUCGCUGGCUCAAGGACUGGACGCCCGUCAUAGGGGACCGCUUCCACACGGGGGUCGACGGCGCCACCCGGUUCCUCACCAUUGACCCGCUGAGACGGUCGGACAGUGGAGAGUACACAGUAGACGCCAACACAGACGAGAUGCAUUUCAGUCUGCUAGUCAAAGAGAUGAGGGUGAAGUUUGCCAAGCCGCUCCACGACACCGUGGCCCAUGCGGACGGCAUGGUGACCAUACGCUGUGAGGUGUGUAAGCCCAAGGCGGACGUCCAGUGGUUGAAGGACGGCGUGGAGAUCGUCCCCAGCCGGAGGUUCACCAUCCGGGCCGACGGCGUGGAACGUAGCCUGACCAUCCACAGGCUGACCAGGGACGACACGGGGGAGUACGCCUGCGAGUCCAAGGACGACCGCACCACCGCCAGGCUCAGAGUCGAGAUGCCCCGCGUGGUAGAGUUCUUGACAGAGCUCCACAACACCAUGGUGUUAGAGGGAGAGGACGCCACCUUCAAGUGCGUGGUGUCGCCAGAGGACGUGCAGCUGGUGUGGGGGAUGGACGGCGAGCUCGUCGUCAUGGGUGACCGUUUCCAGGCGACGCAGAAUGGCCUGUGUCAUACCCUGGUGAUCAAGAGCUGUCAGAUCCUGGACUCCUGUAAGAUCACAGUGGAGGCUGAGGGGAACGUGUCUAAGGCCACCCUCAAAGUACAGGAAGCUCAGGUGACCUUCACUAAGAAGAUGGAGGCGGUGAUGGCCGAGGAGUACGGAGACGCUACCAUGGAAACAGAGGUCAGUCUGGACACGGGCGAGGUCCAGUGGAUGAGGCAGGGUGUGGUCAUCCAGCCAGGACCCCGACACACCCUGGGCCAGAGCGGACGCAAACGCAGCCUGACCAUCUGCAACCUCAACCUCUCUGACCGCGGAACCUACCGCUGUGAAACCCUGCACGACCGCACGCAGGUCAAACUCAACGUAGAGCCCCGUAAGAUCGCCAUCCGUAAGGGUCUGGUGGAGACGGACACAUUUGAGCGGGAGACGGCCUCCUUCGAGGUGGAGCUGUCUCACACUGGCGUGGAGGGCUUCUGGCAGAAGGACGGCAUCCGGGUCAAACCCAGCAACCACUGGCGGGUGAGCUGCAACGGGCUGGUCCACGGACUCACCCUGUCCAACCUUACCCUGGAGGACACGGGCACCAUCGUCUUCUCUGCGGAGGGAGUCCGGACCUCUGCCAGGCUCACUGUCAAGGAGACUCCAGUGACUCUCAUGAAGAAGCUGGUAGACAUGAGACUGGAGAAGGGCUCUCCUGCCACAUUGGAGUGUGAGCUGUCCAGGCAGAACGUGGAGGUCAGGUGGCUGAAGAAUGGGACAGAGCUGAAGCCAGGGAAGACCCAGUACCGUAUCUACUCCAUGGGGAGGAAGAGGUUCUGUCAGCUGCUGCAGUGUAGCCUCUCUGAUGCAGGCACCUACACCUGUGACGUAGGAGAUGUCAAUACAUCCUGUAAUCUGGAGGUCUAUGAGCCUGAAGUGGAGGUGCUACACGGGCUGGAGGACCUGUAUGUCCAGGAGGACCAGAAUGCUGUGUUCAUGUGUGAGGUGUCCAUGGAGGACGUGACCGGGGAGUGGUACAAGGAUGGACACAAGAUACGACCCACUAGCACCAUCAAGAUACGCACAGAGGGGACCAAACACUUCCUUCUCAUGUGCAACGUUAAAGCUGAGGAUUCUGGGGAGAUCCGCUUCGUGACCAAACAGACAGAAUCAACAGCCUACCUAGAGGUGGAAGAGGCCCCCGUGUCUAUCGUGAAGCCUCUGAGAGACCGCACGGCUCUGGAGAAGCACCGCGUGAUUCUGGACUGCACCGUAUCCACGCCGCGCUGUGAACUCACAUGGUACAGAGGCAAGGCAGAGCUGGAGUCUUCUGAUAGGCUAGAGAUCCACAGUGACGGCUGCUACCAUAAACUGACCAUCCACGAGGCGACUGUAGAGGACGAGGGUACCUAUAGUAUAGAGGUUGGGGAGCACACCUCCACAGCCCAACUCCUGGUGGAAGCCCAGUCCCUGGUGAUAGAGACAGAGCUGGAGGAUGUGGCGGUGACGGCUCCUGACCAGGCCUGUUUCCAGUGUGAGGUGUCCGUGGCCAUCAGCAGGCCCCCAGUCUGGACUCUGAAUGGAGAGACCAUCCAGUCCAGCCCUGAUGUCCGCUUAGAGAACCACGGAACCGUCCACAAACUGAACCUGAAACAGACCAGACCAGACAUGAGCGGGACGGUUACCUUCGCCAUGGGAAAGGCCAAGAGCAGCGCCAAACUGAACGUGAUGUGGAAGUAGAGGCAAGGGGGAGAGAAUGGGAAAUGUUGAUUCUGUUAUGAUCAGGAAUUGAAUGUCUGAGACUGUUUUAGGGUUUGAAGGUACUAUAUAAGAAUGUGGUCUAUCUGAUCUAGUAAAGCUGCAUGUAAUGAGCGAGACAGAAAAGUAGAAUGAUGAUGAAAUGUGGUACUUAAGCCCCAAACAACUGUUUCAGGAUCAGUUUUUGUUUUACUCAAUGGUUGGGGUCAUGAGCAAAGCUGAUCUUCAGUCAGUUGUAAAGGGCAGAAAGUAACCUUGGAGAGAAAUGUUAAGAAGGAUGGAUUCCAGUCAAGUCAAAAGGUCAAAUCGGUAUGCAAAACUAGGGUGUCUGGAGGGUGUCUGGAGGGGUUAGAAUGGUUUAUAAUGGUGGGUAUGAAUGCCUGUGUGUAUGGAUAUAAAUCAAUUGUACACAUCUGUUACACAUAUUUAUUUUGAAAAUAUAUUGAUUGGAAAUUAACAUUUGAAUUCUAUAAUUAGGUCAAAAAUAUUUUUUUCUAAAUAUGUUAUAUUUUCCCCACUGUCAUUAAAUACUGACAUCCAUCGUUUGAAUGAAGGUUUUUAUCCAAUAAAACCGUCAGACAAUAUCUUAGGAUAGAGCUUACAAACAUUGUUACUUUUGAAUGUGCUUCGAUGUCAAAUCGUGGAUAGACUGCCUGAACACAAAAGCACCUGCACUGGUUAUAUAAUUAUGUUGUAUUUAUGGAAGAUAUAAUUAAACAGUUCAAUACAAUUGGUAUGAUAAAAAGACUGUCCACAAACUACAUUACAGCUAUUCAAUCCUAAAUCACAUGAAUAAUCCAUAAUAUAUUAAUUUCAUUUUUUGUUUGCUUUAUUACAGUGCAAAACAAAAUAUACAUAUGUGUAUAAUAUAUGCAUAUAUGAUUUAAAGUGUUUGAAUACAGGAAGAAGAGGUACAGCAAUAGGUCAAGGUCCUCAUGGUGAUAGAAAGCUCUCUUCCAAAGCACUGUGAAUGACUAGGGAACAGCUCUGAAGCAGUUGAAAGGGACUGGAUCUACGACAGUAAAUAUCCCUACUGAGUUAUGACAGGAAUCAUGCCUUGAAAUACCAAAAAAAAAAAACAUUUAAAAUGUGUGUAAAUCCUAGAUGUCACAUUAUCUAAAUGGCUGUGGGUGGCUUGAAUUUCAAACCAGGAUUUGCCCAGUUCCUAUUAUGUGUGUGUGUGUGUGUGUAUCCAUUAAUCCAUUGUUAGAGAGCCCACAACAUUCUCGAUUUGUACUACAGUGAUUUAUGUUCAUCCUUUGGAUAAUACUAACAAAGGGCCAACCCACUUGCCAAAAGAAAGAUGAAAAAACAAUUGUCUUUUGUAUCUAACUUGAUUGACACAGGCACUUGGUGCGUGUUUUAAGUUGGAAUGUGACAUUUAGUAAAACAUGUUUUUUUUUUUUAUUUUAUUAUUUCUUAAUACUGAUAGAUUUAUCAUCAUCUACUGGUUAUUUAAACUCUGAAUCAUCUUAUUUCACAAGGUAUUUUAGUAGGCCUUUAGUCAACUCCAACACAGAUGCUUUUCCCCAUGCAUUCAUAAAACAGUAUCAAUCGAUACAAAUCAUCAAUCCAUUAAACUACUCUUCCUGUUCACUUCCUGAUAGACCAUCUUAGUUUUUACUUACAAAUAACAAUUAUUGUAUUGUUCCAAACCCAGGUAAGUACCGUUAAUAUAGUCCUACCUUGUGUCAGAAGCUUAAGAAGUUUAAAAACCAAACUACCCAAAUCCUACAAUCUGGUCUAAAGAAGCAUAGUAUUUGCAGUCCUUUAAAAAGAGGUCAUGAAAAAGGGAAAGUAUUCAAGUACUGUUUCCAGUAAGAGGAGGGAGAAGUGUGCUUGUCAAAACCAGGUGGAUAACACACAGUCAACACCUUUCCUCCAUGGUAAGGCUGGGCGUUACAGACUAAAUAUAGUUUGUCUAAAUGUGUUUCAUGAUUAGUGCAUGACCUAGAAUGGCAACAAAUCAAUUAUUUGUGAAUUUAAAAUGGGCUUUCUCCAUUCUGAUGGUUUUAUACUCAACCAAACCAGGACAAAACUGACAGUGAAUUAGUCCAAUUUGUAGAACUUUUAAUUUAAUUUAGCACUGUAUCAAAAUUCUGUUAUUGUGAAAAUAUAUAGUGGUAUGUGGAUCCAUACCGGUAUUCACAAUAUAGUCGCCCAGCCCUCCUCCAUGAAUGUAGCGUUGACCAACAGUUUGCCUGGACAGAAUCUAAAUAUGUUUUUCCAACACAUAUCCAGGUCCUCUUGCAGAAUACCAAGGGUUUUCCAGGCCAUUGACUGGUACAUGGUACUGUGUCCAUGUGUCUGAGCUGGAGCAUUUAGUCUGUCUGGGUUGAUGUCCAUAGUCCACAGACAAUGUAAUCCAAAAAAAUCCUAAAAGAUUAUAUUGUAAUUUAAGGUGCAGUUCAGUCAUCUGACUACUGUAUUUGUUAUGAAAACAUUUAUACAGGGUAAUGGAAUGUUAUCUGGCACAUUAUCGCACAUAUUCCUAUGGUUUUAAUAAAAAACUAAAUUAAACAAAUAUGGUUAAGGGACAUGGAACGUUUUGAUAGCUGCAGUAACUGAUAAAUGUCAUUCUCUAUGAUUCCAUCCCCCUUAACAAGUACUGAUGCCCAUUCUGCUAGUCAUUAUGAUACUAGCUGAGUGAUGAAAGAAGUAAAACCACUUGACUUACACAAAGCCAAAACUUUGCUUGUUAAAAAUGUUAAAUUGUCUGUUGGGGAAU
Molecule: messenger RNA, 8344 nt
Organism: Oncorhynchus keta (chum salmon)
Lineage: Eukaryota; Metazoa; Chordata; Actinopteri; Salmoniformes; Salmonidae
Product: obscurin-like protein 1
Molecular function (GO): protein binding
Source: RefSeq, a predicted model, not a curated record